This is a messenger RNA of Aureobasidium vineae, 1968 nucleotides long. NCBI's taxonomy places the organism in Eukaryota, Fungi, Ascomycota, Dothideomycetes, Dothideales, Saccotheciaceae. The record is from the annotation of a GenBank genome assembly.
AUGCCGGGUCAACAAAGCAGCUGGUGGUCUCGAGUAAGCGGCGGAGGCAAGGUUGGCUUCGACAAGGCUUGGAAUCUCGUCGACAAACUCGGUGCCCCCGUAAACAAACUGAGCAACAAACUGGGCUCCGAAGCCUUCUGGCCCACCACCCUCGACAAGGAGAGCGACAAGGCCGCGCGCAUCUUGCGCAGUUUCUGCAAGGAUGGCUUCUACCAGGAGGAAGCAACGACCGCGGCGACCGACGGCCCCACGGCGAAACAAAAGGUCCUCAAACACAUUCCACCAGAAAAUGCAAAAGGCCUCGCCAUCUUCACAACAAUGCGCACCGGUCUCUGGGUCUCGGGUGCCGGCGGUUCCGGUGUCUUGGUCGCCAGAACUCCUGAUGGCAGCUGGUCACCACCCUCAGGCAUCAUGCUACAUACCGCCGGCCUCGGCUUCUUGGUCGGAGUCGACAUUUACGACUGCGUAGUUGUCAUCAACUCCCAGAAAGCUCUUGACGCUUUCUCCAAAAUCAGAUGUACCCUGGGAGGAGAAGUCAGUGCUGUCGCAGGUCCUGUAGGAGCCGGCGGCAUGCUCGAGACCGAAAUUCACAAGAGGCAAGCUCCUAUAUUUACUUACCUUAAGUCGCGCGGCUUCUACGCCGGUGUUCAGAUCGACGGUACCGUCGUCAUUGAAAGAACCGACGAGAACGAGCGCUUUUACAACGAAAAAAUCUCUGUAGGCGACAUUCUAGCUGGCAGGAUACGCCAUCCCCCUGUCGAGUGUCGACCCCUUCUCGAGACCAUCAAGGCUGCUCAAGGCGACAACGAUGUCGAUCAGUCUAUGCUUCCGUCAGCUCCGCCGCCGAGCGACUUGGACAUCAACAACCCCGACCAUUUCUUCGGCAUUCCAGACAAAGAAGAUCCUGACCCUUAUGGCGUUCUCGCUCUCGAAAAAGAAGGAAUGAGCAUCCGCGAAGCAGGCACACAGAAACGAGCCAGUUGGGAACAGUUCAAUUUCCAGCCUUCUCCGACUAGCCCCAUCUUCACCACCUUUGGCCGACCGAGUUUCGACAAGAAUGGAAAUCGCAACCGCAGCAGUAGCAACUCUACCUGGAAGACCUCCAACCUCUCGCAAACUGCCAUUUCGACUGCAAGCACAGCAGUCGAGAAGCCCAAACGAUCUAGUGUCACUCGUUCCAUGUCAGACAUGUGCACCCAGACCGACUUCCCCGAGCCCAUCAGCCCACGCGUGGGCAGCUUCCGUAGCCGUCAAAGCAGUCUUCACGAAAUAGCUGAAGAUAGUACAGUGGUCUCGGAGCCGCGCCCUAAGAUUGAUCGCAAUCCGAGCUCGCGUUCAACCCGUUCAAGCCCGAGACGCUCCUCAUUCCGCUCGUCUCAUCGCCGCACCGACAGCGGCAGCGACUCACGCUCAGACUCUCCUCCACAGCAACCGACUCCCGUAAAAACCGAAAACAAGGAUAUUGCAGAGGAGAGCUUUGAUGACGUUGACGCAGACGGCGAGGACACUGCUGACGAAGCCAUCAUUGAAGAGCCCGUCGUGCACUCGGUGCAGAAAGCUACAGCUCCUCAAUUCAUCUCUCGUGCUCGUCUUGUCGAGGUCCCAAAGCGUAUCACACCCAAACUCCCUCCCCGUAACCCCAACCGUGGCAAGGGCCCGGUAGUAAUCAACGCCGAACCUGGAGCACAGCGUCCUUCUUCCACCGAGCUUUCAAGCCCUGAAGAGUCUCCUCUCAAGACCAACAAGCCUGAUUGGAGUGCGCCUUCCAGCCCCAACAAGCUAGGCGCUGACAUCAGUCCUGGCUUUGCAGACCCAUCACCUAGUCCUGGCGAAGAACGAAACCCUUGGGGUCACAUUCUGGCAGAGCACAAAAGAAAUGAGAGCAAAGACUCUCUCGAUAUGCCUGGAACCUUCCACUCUUUGCCUCCAACUCCGGACGAGACUAGAGAGGGCGCCCACACGUCCUAG